Messenger RNA from Penicillium angulare, 1659 nucleotides. RefSeq names its product Zn(II)2Cys6 transcription factor. Lineage: Eukaryota; Fungi; Ascomycota; Eurotiomycetes; Eurotiales; Aspergillaceae. Bases 1 to 1659 code for a protein of 552 amino acids. The transcript has a single exon. The record is from RefSeq and is a predicted model, not a curated record. Gene Ontology annotation, biological process: regulation of DNA-templated transcription. Gene Ontology annotation, molecular function: zinc ion binding; DNA-binding transcription factor activity, RNA polymerase II-specific.
AUGAUUCGUGCUUCAUCUCAAUCAGUCAGCCCAUCUCAGGGAGGUCGCAGGGUCAAAAAACCUCGGAUACGCCUUACAUGCCUCAGAUGCCGUCGCCGAAAGGUUCGCUGUGGGAAGGAACAACCACAAUGCAUGAACUGUCAGUCGGCAUCCGAAACCUGUGAAUAUCCUACCGAUUUCAGAGACGUUGAUACAGGUCGCGUGGUCCCCUCGACAGAACAUCACCGUUCAAAUUCAACCCCAAAUAUAGAACCUACUCAGUCGGAUAAGUCAGAUACUACCUCAGUGAGGGCUACGGAGAUACAAGAAACAGACCAGUCAACUGGAUAUUGUUUUCUCACGUCGUUCCCACGUCUUCACAGACUUGAUCAAGGGCCACGACAGAGAUCUGUUGGUAAAUCUUUCUGGGCCUCCAUUGACGGCCAAGAAAAACUUAUCGCAUCAUUUUCUGGUUUCGAUCAAGAGGACCCAGAGGGUCUUCCUCCGUCUUAUAUCUCAUCUAUCUCACUGGCCAUGCUACUUCGCGGCCUUCCGAAUGAAGACCAAUGCCAUGAACUAGUCAAAUACUAUAUGAUGGCCGUACACCCAAUCUAUCCUCUAUUGUCCAAAACUAGAUUUUUGCCCCAUUAUGAAGCAUUCUGGACGGCACUAGGGGCCGACCCUCCAUCCGUGGGAUCGCCACUCUUGAUACGCGACCCCACGUUCAUAUGUACCAUGUGGGCCAUCUUAUUUGCCGGUGCUUCAACCGCGCCAGAUUCAUUUUGGAAAUCAUCCACCUUUCGUGGAAUUGAUCAAAGACAAACAAUCACCCAGCUGAAAGAUGCUUGCGCUGAAAGCUUGGUGGCCUGUCGCCACACUGAAUACCCAACUUUGAAUACUCUUGUCGCAUCUAUCUUACAUUUUCACUUUACCGAGCAGACGCCUAUUCAAUCUGCCACUUUUGUGGCCAGCGCUCUUCGCUUGGCCCAAACUAUGGGACUUGACGGAAAUACAAUAGACUUCGCAUUGCGGACUGAUGAUGAUGUUGUGUCGGAUCAUCUAAUCUGGCUAGACCUGCAAACUAGUCUUUCCACUGGUUUAUAUCCUUGUCUUGGAACCACACAUGACGCUAAUUCUCUCAAUGACAUGUUUAUCCCCAAUUCACCUCUUCAUCUAGAAUUUGAUUUGGUUACUGCACGUUUCUACAUCCAGUGCUUGGCCGCGAAGGUUCAAUCGUCGCUUAUGCGUCAUAUUCAAUAUAACCCGCGGGCUCAGAUAUCAUUUUUGAAACGCCACACUCAGUUAAUAAAGUUGAUCUGCACUUCCGUCAACCGAUUAUUCGAUAAGAUUCCUGUGCAUGGUGUACCAGAAAAGGGGAUGAUUCCCUUCCGGAUCUCCCGUGGAACCCUCGAAAAUGACUUUACAGCUUCUGGAUCUGAGACUUGGUAUGACUUUUGGAAUAAAGAGCCUAGUAUAACUGGCACAUGGACGAGAAUGAUGUUAUCCCUUCUCAAGUUGGAGCUAGUCAUCAGCUACCAGAAAAUGCUCCUUCCAUCUUCAAAUGAGACGUCGUCCUUAAGUACCUCUUGCUGGAAAAGGUAUGUCCCAUUAUCAUUUCAUGGAGGGAUUUAUGAUGCUUAUUUUCUUUUUCUGAGUAUAGUGUCGCGAGGCUGUGUUUAA